This is a messenger RNA of Ostrinia nubilalis (European corn borer), 534 nucleotides long. Its product is annotated as cuticle protein 8-like. The transcript is spliced from 4 exons. NCBI's taxonomy places the organism in Eukaryota, Metazoa, Arthropoda, Insecta, Lepidoptera, Crambidae. Bases 69 to 440 code for a protein of 123 amino acids. The record is from RefSeq and is a predicted model, not a curated record. Gene Ontology annotation, cellular component: extracellular matrix.
GCCAAUUAUAAUAAUUAUCAGUUAGCUUCAGCACACUAUACUAACUUGUAAUCCAAGAAAACUCAAAAAUGUUCAUCAAAAUUGUAACCAUGAUCGCUGUCGUGGCAGUAGUGUGCCAGGCCGCUGAACACCACCACAAAGUGGCCAUCUCGUCGCAGCACAUCGAGCGCCACGAUGUGCCCGCGCAUCCCCCUAAGGACUUCCACCAAUACGAUGGUCACGCGAAGUACGAGUUCGAGUACAAGGUGCACGACGCCCACACCGGCGACAUCAAGCAGCACCACGAGUCCCGCGACGGGCACAAGGUGGAGGGCGCCUACAGCCUGCACGAGCACGACGGCUCCGUGCGCACCGUCAAGUACCACGCCGACAAGAAGACCGGAUUCCAAGCUGAAGUGAAACACACCACCAAGCACGUCGAGGAACACAAGCACCAUUAAGAAAUUCGUUGUUGAAUCUACUUUUAAGGCGCCACAGUUUGUUGUUAAAUUAUGUUUUAAUUAAUAUCGAUAGAGACAAAUAAAGUUAAAUAGU